AGCAGCUGGACACAGAGCUGCACUUCUCGGAACUGCUGCUGGGACUCCUGAAACCUAAUCAUCCAACCAGACAGGAGGAGCCUCCAAGUGGCUGCCCCAGAGCGCUGCCCUCCCAGUGGAGGGCACUUGGGGAAUGCAGCCGCUCCCGCCGCCUGUGCCAGGCCCUCUGGCUCUGCUGGACACCACAGAGGGCUUCGCAAGGAGAAAGAAGAUCUCUCUCUGGUUUGUGGGUUCUCUGCUGCUGGUGUCCACCCUCAUCCUGACCAUCGGCCUUGCUGCCACCACCAGGACAGAGAAUGUAACUGUGGGCGGCUACUACCCAGGGAUCAUUCUGGGCUUUGGGUCCUUCUUGGCAAUCGUUGGCAUUCACCUGGUGGAGAACAGAAGACAAAUGUUGGUGGCGGCCAUUGUGUUCAUCAGCUUUGGUGUGGUGGCGGCAUUCUGCUGUGCCAUAGUCGAUGGUGUGUUUGCAGCACGGCACAUUGAACCAAGGCCUCUCAGCGCAGGAAGGUGCCAGUUCUACUCCAGCGGGGCUGGGUAUUUGUACGACGUCUAUCAGACAGAGGUCACCUGCUACUCUUUGAGCGGAAGGUGCCAGCUGAAGGUGAGAAGCAACACAUGCUAUUGCUGCGACCUCUAUGCCUGUGGGAGCACAGAGUCCUCACCUGCCUACUAUGAGUUUGUGGGGGUGCGUAGCUGCCAGGAUGUGAUCCACCUGUACCGGCUGCUCUGGGUGUCCACGGUGCUGAAUGUACUGGGCCUCUGCCUUGGCAUUGUCACAGCCGCAGUCUUAGGGGCCUUCAAGGACAUGGUCCCUCUGUCUCAGCUGGCCUAUGGCCCAUCUCCACCACCUCAGAUCCUCUACAACCCUGCUCAGCAGAUCCUGGCUUACACCGGCUUGUGCCCUCCAUCUAUGACUGUGCCAACCUGUUCCUCCUACCCUCUGCCACUUCAGCCCUCCAGUGCCCUGCCGGCCUCGUCCUCUGCUGACCUCUCUCUGCCUGAGGACACAGAGCAUCCCUCCCAGUGCAGCUCGAGCCACAGGCAGUCUCCUAAUGCUCCUCCACUCUGCACACCAGCCCACUUCCUCCCAGGGGAGAAGCCUCCCCCCUACGCACCCUGACAAGGAGUAGGUAGCAGGUUAAAAAGUAACUUGACUUGGGGGUCUACAGAAACACAACAAAACCAAUAAGGCCAUGUACAGAAAAGCCCACUUCUGCAGCCAGCCUUAUAGAGAACUCGGGAGGCAUCGCAAAGCUGUGCACUUCUCUUGGGCAUGCCCUCUGCCACCACGGGCCAGGACCCGAGGCAGAAGCAGAGCCAGCUGACUGGCCCCCAUAGCACCUCCGUCCACC
This is a messenger RNA of Acomys russatus (golden spiny mouse), 1355 nucleotides long. It is a transcript of the gene Tmem255b, whose product is annotated as transmembrane protein 255B. The record is from RefSeq and is a predicted model, not a curated record. The transcript is spliced from 9 exons. NCBI's taxonomy places the organism in Eukaryota, Metazoa, Chordata, Mammalia, Rodentia, Muridae. Bases 134 to 1123 code for a protein of 329 amino acids.